AUAUAUGUGUAUAAACCUCUCCUAAUCCUCUCUCACGCCUCUAACAAUCUCUUCUCUCUCGUUCGCUCUCUGUCCCUCGCUCGCUAGCUUUGCUUCCUUUGAGAGAGUAGAAGAAGAGGAAGAAGAAGAAGAAGAAGAAAAUGGUGAAGUUCUCAAAGGAACUUGAAGCUCAGCUAAUUCCAGAAUGGAAAGAAGCAUUUGUAAAUUACUGGCAACUCAAGAAACAGAUAAAGAAGAUCAAGCUUUCAAGAAUACCAAAACAACCUCCUCAACUUCACUAUGAAUUUGGUGCUUCCAUUUUCGAUCCCAUUCGCUUCCUCGCUUCCAAAUUCUCUAACCAUUUCUUUCCUUCCGAUCCCAAAACUACUGAAAUCAUUCAGGUGAGAAGAAAAACUAUGGAAGGUGGAGAUGAAGAAGAAGAAGUGUAUCAAACUGAACUUGUUCAGCUGUUUUCUGAGGAAGAUGAGGUGAGAGUGUUUUUCGAGAAACUGGAUGAAGAAUUGAACAAAGUUAACCAGUUUUAUAAGGCUAGAGAGAGCGAGUUGCUUGAGAGAGGAGAAGUUCUUAACAAGCAGCUAGAGAUUUUGUUAGAUCUCAAGCAAAUUCUCAACAGCCGGCGGGGGAAGCUGAAUACCGGAAAUUUUCCUCCUUCAUGGUCAUCUUCUCCUAGGAACUCUGAUUAUUCUGAGACCACAGUAGAGUCGAAUAACAACCCGGAAGAUUCAUCAGAGACAGAUGAAGUAAUCGCAGCACUGGAGAAAAAAGGUGUACAUUUUAUUAACUCGGCAACAGCAAGGUCCAAAACAAAGAAAGGAAAACCUAAAAUGGCAAUGAGAAUUGACAUUCCUGCAACAACACCAACACGAACAAUCUCAGCGAUUACAUCGAUGCUUUGGGAAGAUUUGGUUAAUAAUCCCAAGAAAGAAGGCCCUGGAGAUUUCAUUAACAGGAAGAAAAUUCAAUGUGCUGAAAAAAUGAUUAGAGGUGCUUUUGUCGAGCUCUACCGCGGACUUGGCCUACUCAAAACUUACAGCUCAUUGAACAUGGUGGCUUUUACAAAAAUCCUCAAGAAAUUUGACAAGGUCUCAAACCAGCAGACAUCAGCAAGUUAUCUAAAAGUAGUGAAGAGAUCUCACUUCAUUAGCUCAGAUAAGGUUGUUAGACUAAUGGAUGAAGUGGAGUCCAUAUUCACAAAGCACUUCGCCAACAAUGACAGGAAAAAAGCUAUGAAGUUCCUUAGACCACAACAGCAGAAGGAGUCUCACAUGGUCACCUUUUUUGUUGGUCUGUUUACUGGUUGUUUCGUGUCGCUGUUUAGUGUAUAUGCAAUCUUGGCACAUUUGUCUGGAAUUUUUAGGCCUAACAAUGAAAGAUCGUAUGUGGAAACUGUCUACCCUGUUUUCAGUGUGUUUGCGUUAUUAAGCUUGCACUUGUUCAUGUAUGGGUGCAACCUCUUUAUGUGGAAAAGUACAAGGAUCAACUACAAUUUCAUUUUUGAAUUUCAACCAAGUACAGCCCUCAAGUACAGAGAUGCAUUUCUCAUUUGUACUACUUUCAUGACCUCUGUUGUUUCGGCUAUGGUAGUCCAUCUUCUCUUAAGGGCUAAUGGCUUUUCACCUACACAUGUUGAUGCGAUACCUGGAAUUUUCCUCCUAAUUUUCAUGGCCUUGCUCAUUUGCCCAUUCGACUUCUUUUAUCGCCCAACACGUUACUGUUUCCUUCGUAUUAUUCGUAACAUAGUCUUCUCUCCAUUUUAUAAGGUUUUGAUGGUGGACUUUUUCAUGGCAGACCAACUUACCAGUCAGAUUCCACUGCUCAGGCACUUGGAAUCUACAGCAUGCUACUUUCUAGCGGGGAGUUUCAAGACAAACAGAUUUGAAACCUGCAAUAGUGGAAGAUUAUACAGGGAACUUGCUUAUGUCAUUUCAUUUUUGCCAUACUAUUGGCGAGCAAUGCAGUGUGCUAGAAGAUGGUUUGAUGAAUGUGACCUGAAUCAUUUGGCAAACAUGGGGAAAUAUGUUUCUGCCAUGGUAGCAGCCGGUGCCAGACUAACUUAUGCUAGGCAAGAGAAUCAUCUAUGGCUUGGUAUAGUCUUAGUUACUUCUCUUAUUGCUACAGUUUAUCAGUUGUACUGGGAUUUUGUUAAGGAUUGGGGCCUUCUCCACCGAAACUCCAAGAACAAAUGGUUAAGAGAUGAUUUGAUCCUAAAGAACAAAAGCAUUUACUACAUUUCCAUUGCCUUCAACAUAGCUCUGAGAGUUGUUUGGUUGGAGACUGUGAUGCGAUUCCGUUUCACUAUCAUUGAGUCACGUAUGUUGGACUUUUUCUUGGCUUCUUUAGAGGUUAUUCGUCGAGGCCACUGGAAUUUCUACAGGUUGGAGAAUGAGCAUUUGAACAAUGUUGGCAAGUUCAGGGCAGUAAAAGCAGUUCCCUUACCAUUCCGCGAGACAGAUUCUGAUGGCUGAGAUGGUUUUACUUGGAGGUUUGGUUGCAAGUCCUUGCCAAUUUCAUCCUGAGUGAAGUCCUUAGUGUGCUGGAACUAAGGGGCAUUCGAUGCUUUGCUGCUAUGAACCAUUAGACCAGGAUCAAGAUCCUGUAUGAAAAAAGAACAAAAGAAAAAAAGAAAGGAAUGCGUGAUUACCCUUGUCAUUCUUCACAGAUCAAAUUCAUUCUGUGAAUUGUAUAGCUCCAAGUGAAAUGAAGCAAGUGAGCAUCAAAUAACAUUUGAUUUGAAGUCUUGUACAUUUGAGAACUCUAACUUCAAUUCGAUGAUAAAAAUCCAUCGAUUACCUUUCAGAA
This is a messenger RNA of Ricinus communis (castor bean), 2799 nucleotides long. RefSeq names its product phosphate transporter PHO1. Lineage: Eukaryota; Viridiplantae; Streptophyta; Magnoliopsida; Malpighiales; Euphorbiaceae. The transcript is spliced from 15 exons. Gene Ontology annotation, cellular component: plasma membrane; cytoplasm; Golgi apparatus. The record is from RefSeq and is a predicted model, not a curated record. The coding region runs from base 141 to 2465 and encodes 774 amino acids. Gene Ontology annotation, biological process: phosphate ion transport; cellular response to phosphate starvation. Gene Ontology annotation, molecular function: inositol hexakisphosphate binding.